Messenger RNA from Saccostrea cuccullata (small rock oyster), 456 nucleotides. Its product is annotated as nucleolar protein 3-like. The annotation marks the transcript as partial. NCBI's taxonomy places the organism in Eukaryota, Metazoa, Mollusca, Bivalvia, Ostreida, Ostreidae. The transcript is spliced from 2 exons. The record is from RefSeq and is a predicted model, not a curated record.
AUUAAUUUUACUUAUAUUUAGGUACGUGCCAAGCAACACGCCCUGUGUUGUGAUGGAUGUGAGCGGUGGCAGCAUCGCUUGUGCGAUACUGGCAUUUCUUGCUCAUUGUACCUGGCUACAAUGCGGGGAGAGGGAAUCAUUUCCUGGUACUGUCGAGACUGCACCAUGCCAACGUUUGUGCCAGGGGAGAUUUCUACAGAGGAGAGUACCAUUGCUCCACCUCCUCUAGAGUCUACCAGACUAGAGGCUCCAGUUGCCCCCCACGCUCUUCAGCAAGUGACCACGGACAGCAUGGAGGAGUUGAUGGAGACAGAGCCAGUUCCAGAGCCUGAGCCAGUCCCAGUCCCAGAGCCUGAGCCAGUCCCAGAGCCUGAGCCAGUCCCAGAGACAGUCCCAGUCCCAGAGCCUGAGCCAGAGUCUGCCAUCUACGAACAGGACACCAUCAUUGAUGAUGAG